Molecule: messenger RNA, 2221 nt
Organism: Chinchilla lanigera (long-tailed chinchilla)
Lineage: Eukaryota; Metazoa; Chordata; Mammalia; Rodentia; Chinchillidae
Gene: Crnkl1
Product: crooked neck pre-mRNA splicing factor 1
Exons: 13
Coding region: 103-2166 (687 amino acids)
Biological process (GO): mRNA splicing, via spliceosome; spliceosomal complex assembly
Cellular component (GO): precatalytic spliceosome; Prp19 complex; post-mRNA release spliceosomal complex
Molecular function (GO): protein binding
Source: RefSeq, a predicted model, not a curated record
UUCCGGGCCCAGCUUGUUUUUAGGUUCGGCGGUCUGCAAGUCUUCGGAGUGGGUUUCUGGCGCUGGCCUGGCGCGUGAUCCGCCGAGAUCGGUUCCGCGGACAUGGCGGCCUCCACAGCAGCCGGGAAGCAGCGAAUUCCCAAGGUGGCCAAGGUAAAAAACAAAGCCCCAGCUGAAGUACAGAUAACUGCUGAGCAACUCUUAAGAGAAGCCAAAGAAAGAGAACUUGAGCUUCUCCCGCCUCCACCUCAGCAGAAGAUCACAGAUGAAGAAGAGUUAAAUGAUUAUAAACUAAGGAAAAGGAAGACUUUUGAAGAUAAUAUAAGAAAAAACAGGACUGUGAUUAGUAACUGGAUAAAGUAUGCACAAUGGGAAGAAAGUCUAAAGGAGAUUCAAAGGGCUCGAUCCAUAUACGAGCGUGCUUUAGAUGUAGACUAUCGAAAUAUCACACUGUGGCUGAAAUAUGCAGAAAUGGAAAUGAAGAAUCGGCAAGUCAACCAUGCCCGAAACAUCUGGGACCGGGCCAUAACAACUCUGCCAAGAGUCAACCAGUUCUGGUACAAGUACACAUACAUGGAGGAGAUGCUGGGCAACGUGCCCGGCGCCCGGCAGGUGUUCGAGCGCUGGAUGGAGUGGCAGCCCGAGGAGCAGGCCUGGCACUCGUACAUCAACUUUGAGCUGAGGUACAAGGAGGUGGAGCGGGCCCGCACCAUCUACGAGCGCUUUGUCCUUGUGCACCCUGACGUGAAGAACUGGAUCAAGUACGCCCGCUUUGAAGAGAAACAUGCUUACUUUGCGCAUGCUCGGAAAGUGUACGAGCGAGCUGUGGAAUUCUUUGGAGAUGAACAUAUGGACGAACACCUUUAUGUCGCCUUUGCCAAAUUUGAAGAAAAUCAGAAAGAAUUCGAAAGGGUGCGCGUCAUCUAUAAGUACGCCCUGGAUAGAAUACCGAAACAUGAGGCCCAAGAACUCUUUAAAAAUUACACCAUCUUCGAGAAGAAGUUCGGCGACAGGCGGGGCAUUGAAGACAUCAUCGUGAGCAAGCGGAGGUUCCAGUAUGAGGAGGAAGUGAAGGCGAAUCCACACAAUUACGACGCAUGGUUUGAUUACUUGCGCCUGGUGGAAAGUGAUGCCGAAGCCGAAACUGUGCGCGAAGUCUACGAGAGAGCGAUCGCCAACGUCCCGCCCAUCCCGGAGAAGCGACACUGGAAGCGCUACAUCUACUUGUGGAUCAACUAUGCACUCUAUGAAGAACUGGAGGCAAAGGAUCCUGAAAGGACAAGACAGGUCUAUCGAGCCACUCUGGAACUAAUUCCACACAAAAAGUUCACGUUUGCCAAAAUGUGGUUAUAUUAUGCACAGUUUGAAAUAAGACAGAAAAAUUUACCAUUUGCCAGAAGAGCUUUGGGAACAGCCAUAGGCAAAUGUCCAAAGAACAAGUUAUUUAAAGGUUACAUAGAAUUGGAGUUGCAGCUUCGAGAAUUCGACAGAUGCCGGAAGCUGUAUGAAAAGUUCCUGGAAUUUGGACCUGAAAAUUGUACCUCCUGGAUUAAAUUUGCAGAAUUGGAGACCAUCCUCGGUGAUAUUGACAGAGCACGGGCCAUCUAUGAAUUGGCCAUCAGCCAGCCACGCCUAGACAUGCCCGAGGUGCUUUGGAAGUCAUAUAUUGAUUUUGAGAUCGAGCAGGAAGAAACUGAAAGAACACGAAAUCUUUACCGACAGCUGCUCCAGCGGACACAGCAUGUCAAGGUAUGGAUCAGUUUUGCUCAGUUUGAAUUGUCUUCGGGGAAAGAAGAAAGUGUUGCUAAAUGCAGACAGAUCUACGAAGAAGCUAACAGAACCAUGCGGAACUGUGAAGAGAAGGAAGAGAGGCUCAUGCUGCUGGAAUCGUGGCGAAGCUUUGAGGAUGAAUUUGGAACCGCGUCAGAUAAGGAGAGAGUGGACAAACUCAUGCCGGAGAAAGUCAAGAAGAGGAGAAAGGUCCAGGCCGAUGACGGGUCUGACGCAGGCUGGGAAGAAUACUAUGACUACAUCUUUCCCGAGGAUGCUGCCAACCAGCCCAACCUUAAGCUGCUGGCCAUGGCCAAGCUCUGGAAGAAACAGCAGCAGGAAAAGGAGACUGCUGAGCAGGAUCCAGAUAAGGACAUUGAUGAGAGUGAAUCCUGAUCUUUUUCAUACUGAUAAAUGUUUUGUUAUUUUCAUAAAUUAAUAGUUUGCAGCA